AAAGCUCGUUUAAUAAGUUUGUCCUUUCUGAGACACUGUAGCAGAAAAUACAUUAUCGGUUGAGGGAGAAAGACAAACACGCACAAACGGAAGUUGAAUGCAACAUAUACUGUAGCUGUAUUUAGUGUUUAGCAAGGGUUUACAGUAGUGCUGUUGUUGUAAUGGAUUCCAGUUUAUCCCAGCUAACUGUGGACUGUCUAAUUUGCAUUUUUUCCUAUCUGGAUGAAGAUGACCUGCUCAGAGCUUCAGUAGUCAGUAAGUUUUGGAAUGAAGCUGCAGAUACACCCUGGCUAUGGAGGCAGAUGUGCCUUCGUCGCUGGAGUUUCUGCAAUCUCUCUCGGCUCCCUGCUGGAAUGCAGACGUGGAAGAAUUAUUACCUGCGCCGCUCAAAGCUAGAGGAAAAGAUGGAAAUGGGACGAGCAUCAGCAGAUUAUACCUGCAAAACCUUACGAGGACACACUGGUGCUAUAGUUGAUAUGGCCUACCUCGUAGGAAACAGCAGUCUUUCCGAGUCGUGGAAUUCCAUGUCCAUUGUCUGCAGUGCAUCCACCGAUGGAACAGUCCGCGCUUGGAAUGUUCAAGAGGGCAGUCAGUUGUGGUCGACACCUGUGCAGGAACCCCUGAGAAAGAUCAUCGUUGACCAGCCGAAUGGCGUAGUGAUCAGCGCCGACCGCCGUGGAACAAUUAAAGCUUGGAAAGGCCUCACCGGAGAGGAACUAGCAGCAUUCCCGGCCUCUUCCACUGCGUGCAGAUUAAUCAACUACAGCAUCAAAGAUCAGCCCUUCUUGACUGCUGGUACAGCUGGAGGUUCUCUUUACACCCUAGCAAGUCCUACACUGUCACAGGUAUCACAUGUAGUUGCAUUUGAUACUUACAAAAUCGAUGUGUUGCUCGCAUCGCCAGACAAGCAGUGGAUUGUUGCUGCAACGCAGGACAACUAUGAUCUGAGUCCCAAGGUUUUUUCCUGUGAAAGUCUGAGUUGUGCAUCUGGAGAUGAGACUCCUGUAUCUGAGGUGUUACCUGUCAGUGGAUGCUUAGCAGCUUGCUUUUUUCCCUCAGAAGCAGCCAGAGUGCUCAUACUCCACAGUGACGGACUGCGGGCCACAACAGCGGUCUCGAUCUUUGAUAUCACGUCAAAAAAAACAAAAUACAAAACAGUGGUCAUAGCUGAGCUGGUGGGAACAUUCCAGUUAGAUGUGGGCAGAUGGCACUCGGAUAUACUUCUCGAAGGACGUGGGAGUGGCACAAUUCUGACAGCCACGCAGAACCAGCUGAAGGUUUACAACCUCCAAGGAGCCAUGCUCGCGAGUUUUGAGGACCACAUGAAACCCAUCUCCGCGAUUUGUGCAGAUUCUUUUCGUGUUGUCACUGCCUCUCAUGACCUGUCCCUGCGAGUGUUAACUUGGAAAAAAGAAAAGGACAAAAACCUCUCCUUGGAAAGUCGGUACCACUUGUUAGGAGGAUCACAUAUGUAUUCCAGGGGCUUUACAAAUGUGGCUUGUGAUUAUGCAAGCAUCGUGGCUUCAGUGGCAGCUGUGAAUGGAAAAGAUGUUUUGAAAGCAUACUCAUUCAAUGCUUAAAGUAAGCCACUUGCGUCUAUGAGGACUGUGGAGGUUUAUUUGCUGCUUGAACUCUGGUAUAUAUUUUAACUACAAUGGGAAUGCUGUUACCCAAGUAAGUACAUAGUCAUAAUGCAUCCUUAAAGCCUCAGUAUUUCAGUUUAGGAUCAAUAUAACAGUAAUAUCAAGUCCACAAGGUCUUGUGUGCAUAAUCAAAUGCCUACGGUAAAUGUUUACACCUAAUUAUUGUAACCAAUGAUCGUUAAUGACUUAUCUAGGAAACAUCUCAGACUACGGCGCACUAAGGACAUGUAGUGGGAGGUGAGGUGGAGGAAGAUAAAAUGAAUAAGAAAUCACAAAUCAGCACAUGCCAAAGAUAAAAUGAAUUAAAAAAAUCGCAAAACUGUAAGCAUGCUUAAGAAUGUCAUACAAAAUUAAAAUGGAUGGGUUAUUAUCAGAAACUGCACUUUGGAUUCUCCUUUUUUUGUUUAAAAACAAUUGUCAAGUGUAUCACUGGACUGGAUACAUUUUCUGAAAUGGAGGAACCUUUUUGAUAUUUUUUUUGACUGCUAGGUUGUGAUCUGGUUUCAGAAAUGGCUAUGGCUCUGAUGCCAGUUAAGGGAAAGUGGGGGCUACAUGUAGGUGUCAUUUGAGGUCUUCCUUUCACAUCCCUGUAGUCCAAAAAAUAUAGUUCACUAGGAAUUACACACCCCGAGAAUGAAGCAUAUUGAAAGGUUUAUCGAGUGUUUUAGUCACAGUACAUUUGGCUAAGCCCGCCUGGCUGAGGGCUGAGCUCCUGGCCAGAGGACGAGGUGGCCAGGACCCCCAUUCAGAGUGAGGAGUGACCAAGGGCAGCUGCAGAGGUGGAGAUGGGGUGGAGGAAGGAUGUAAAAGAUGAAUGCGAGGGAGAGAAGGGGAACACAGUACAGUAUUUAUAAUAAUACUGUACUGUAAUUUAUGUGUACGUGAGGAAAGGGUGUCAGAACUGAUUUCACAGCUGAGGCUGAUUGAACUUUGUUGUUGUCCCGCCUCCAGAAAUGGCUUUAUAACCAACACAUAAACAUUAGAUGGAUGCAGCUCUCACUGCCAACAGUGGGGCAAGCCAAAAAACAGCAGGCCAGCUGCAGACACACCCAGCCUGGGCUGUACUGGACAGUUCUGGUAUGGACAAUGACAGGCACAGUCAGCCAAGAACAGCCUGCAGUCCCACCAGUGCUAUCUCAACUGCAGAGCUCAGGCUUUGUUUGAACAGAGACCUAUACCCCAUGUGUUUUGAAAUAUUAUGGCUUAACCAAGUUCCUUAAACAUUAAAUUAGGACAGUAUAAAUCUUUGAUUCUCCCUUCUAAAACCGGUCCUUUUUCAUAGAGUACUGUAUUAAUAUUAUGCACUACCUUGUUAAAAAGACCCAGUUAGCUACUAUUCAAUAAAGAAUACUCAAGUCAAGUUAAUUGUGUGAAAUGCAUUUAUUAUUCGUUAUUAAUAUACAAAAUAGGGAGCUAUUUGUUACCCAUUUACACUUGUCCUAUUUUUAAAAAUCACACUUCUUAUUUUAAUAAUCCAGCCUCGAGGCUGAAACGUGAAACGAGGUCUUUCCAUGACCUUCUGUGGUUUAAUUGUUUAACAAAAUGAAACAUACAUCUGUGAGGUUGUUAGGAUUCUGGCUCCGCAGAAGAGACAGUGACUCUGACAUAGCUUAAUCUGUCUUUCUGUGACACAGUAACUCCUGCACAGAAUAUGCCUUUGGAGAAGAGAAGAGAAGGUAUAAAAGACAAUGCGACAAUAGUUAAUAGACAUUCAUCUGACCCCAGGCCUUCACUGCCAUUGUGUGGGAUUUAAAAUAAAAAAUGCAUUUAUGAGGAAAACAUUUGGAGGUGAUUUCUGAUGUGCUAUUUCUUUUUUGCAUUGAUACUGAAAUGUCAUUUUUUCAUCCUUUGUUUUGGAAUGACUGUAUCCAAAUAGCAUAAAAAAUGUAUUUUGUGUUUUGUUUUCUAUGUUAUUCAUUAAAAAAAUUAGCUUACA
Messenger RNA from Lepisosteus oculatus (spotted gar), 3579 nucleotides. RefSeq names its product F-box and WD repeat domain containing 12 (gene fbxw12). Gene Ontology annotation, molecular function: protein binding. NCBI's taxonomy places the organism in Eukaryota, Metazoa, Chordata, Actinopteri, Semionotiformes, Lepisosteidae. The record is from RefSeq and is a predicted model, not a curated record.